AAUAUUUAUACGAAAAAAAUAAGUCAUUUUUGAUAUUUAGUAUAAAUAUAUUAAUAUGACUGAAUUGAUUUCCAUACCUCUUAAGAAGUCUUCUGAUGUUGAUGUUAUAAAACCACUGCAAAACCUUAUUAAAUCAACGUACUCUAUUACAUCAAACCAAAAAGAUUAUAUAGAAAAUAUUAUAGAAUUUAGUAAAUUACGUAAAGCUGCAUUAUGGAAAGUAUUUGAAAAAUAUGAUAGUUCAUUAGAAAUAAUUUACAGAUAUUACGAUCAAAUAUGUGCUUUGGAAGGAAAAAUUCCUGUUAAUGAACUUCAAAUUCCUUUUAGAUGGAAAGAUGCUUUUGACCGAACAAUCUUUGGUGGAAAAUCAAAUUUGACCAUAAGUACACUUGCUUAUGAAAAGAUGUGUGUUCUUUACAAUAUUGCUGCUUUGCAAAGUUCAGUUGCAGCCACACAAUCCUUAGAAACUGAUGAAGGAUUAAAACUUUCAGCAAAAUUAUUUCAACAAUCUGCAGGUAUUUUUAAUUAUUUAAAAAGUAACGUAAUGUUAAAUAUACAUCAAGAACUUACACCAGACAUGAGUCCUGAAACACUUGAAGCACUUUCUGUUAUUAUGAUAGCUCAAGCACAAGAAAUUUUUACGCACAAAGCAGUACACGAUAAAAUGAAAGAUUCAGUUAUUGCUAAGUUAGCUGCUCAAACAGAAGAGUUCUAUUCUGAAGCAUUAAAAUUAUUUCAAAAAGAUAUUUUUCGUACUUUCUGGGAUAAAGAUUGGAUUCCACUUAUAUCUGGUAAACAACUUAUAUAUCGAGGAAUAUCAGAAUAUUAUCAAUCAUUGGUUUGCAAAUGUAACAAAUAUAUUGGAGAAGAAAUAGCUAGAUUAGAAUUAGCGGUAGAAAUGUUUAAAUCAGCUCAAACAAAAUCAAAUAAAUUAUUAAUGUACCAAGAUUACUAUAAUAAGGCUAUUAAGAACUUAAAUGAUGCUAAAAAAGAUAAUGAUUUUAUAUAUCAUGAAAGAAUUCCCGAUAUAAAUAAUCUUUCAACAAUCAGCAAAGCAAGUGUAGCUAAAUUGUUGCCACUUCCUGAUAAUUUCAGUUUAAAUUUUCAAGAUAUUUUUGCUGAAUUAUUACCAAUUUGUAUUCAUCAAGCAAUAUCAAAUUUCGAAGCACAGAAAAAUGAAAUAAUAAUAUGUGAAAUUGCAAAAUUGCGAAAUAUGAGACAAAUUUUAAAUGGUACUCUAGCAAGUUUAAAUUUACCAGCUGCAAUUGAAGAUAUUAAUGGAACAGAAAUUCCACAAUCAUUAAUUGACAAAGCCAACUUCAUUAAUGAAGCUGGCGGAAUUAAAUCUUUAGAAAGUACAAUGAAUGAACUUCCUGAACUUCUUCAAAGAAAUAAAGAUAUUCUAGACGAGGCAGAUAGAAUGUUGAACGAUGAACAAAAUUCAGAUGAUAAUUUACGUAUUCAAUUUAAGGAUCGUUGGAAAAGGGUACCGAGUGGAAAACUGACAGAUCAUUUCAAAACUAAUGCUCAGAAGUAUCGAGGAAUUAUAAAUAAUGCCAUUAGUGCAGAUAAGGUAAUUCGAGAAAAAUUUGAAAUGCACCGUGAAAAUGUAAAUAUACUAAGUAUGGAACCACAUAUUUUAGCAAAUUAUAUUCCAACUGGUUGUGCAAUCCAAGAAAGUAGUGUUGUACUAGAAUUACGUAAACUUAUGGAAGUGGUUGAAACUUUAAAAGUAGAACAAGACGCUGUCGAGUGUGAAUUACAAUCAGUUACCAUCGAUAUACAAGGGGUAUUUCUAUCUGCUUUUGCAAAAGGUGGAAGUUUUAAUGAAAAUGAUUUGAUUUUAGAAAAUAUUGGUAUACAUUACAGUCCAUUACAAAAAAAAGUUCGUGAGUGCAUUUUACGCCAAGAGAAGCUCAUUGAAAAUAUUCAGUAUAAACACAUGGCAUUUGCAAAAGAACAAUCAUCUUGCGGAAGCACACGUGAACAAAUGCUUCGUAAGCUUGCCAAUGCUUAUGAUGCAUAUAAGGAAUUAAUAAAUAAUUUACAAGAAGGUGUAAAAUUUUAUAAUGAUUUAACACAGUUGCUGGUUUAUUUUCAAAAUAAAGUUUCUGAUUUUUGUUUUGCCCGUAAAACAGAAAAAGAAGAAUUAUUAAAGGAUUUAACAACAAAUCUAAGUCAAAAUGAAUCGUCAGGUUCUUUAAAUCUUCCAUCCCAUCAUCCAGGUAUUUCAUCGACGCAAACAAAUUUACAUACAUCUCAUUUACCAUAUCCAGUUCAAGAUCAAGGGCAUAUGCCAAUUCCAUAUGAAGGAACACAAGUAACUCUAUAUCCAAAUUACAUUUCACCUCCCAUGCCAGCAACUUUUAAUCCUUACGCCACAAUAAUAUAUCCUACACAAGAUGGAUAUCUACAACAACCAUUACAUCAAACUCCUUAUGAAAAGUACUCCACUCAUUCACAACAAAAUCUUUCAAAUGAUGGAAAUUUAUGAAAAAUUCUUUAUAAAAGAAUGAUUU
Ceratosolen solmsi marchali is the source of this 2519-nucleotide messenger RNA. RefSeq names its product programmed cell death 6-interacting protein-like protein AliX (gene ALiX). Bases 56 to 2494 code for a protein of 812 amino acids. Gene Ontology annotation, molecular function: protein binding. The transcript is spliced from 15 exons. Gene Ontology annotation, cellular component: endosome. The record is from RefSeq and is a predicted model, not a curated record. NCBI's taxonomy places the organism in Eukaryota, Metazoa, Arthropoda, Insecta, Hymenoptera, Agaonidae. Gene Ontology annotation, biological process: mitotic cytokinesis.